CCAGCUUUUAAUGAAGCAAGAACAUAUCCUGUUGUCUUUGUAUUACAAUACUAUAGACAAUUAUCUUAUAAUAUCACCUGAUGCAAAUGAUUUGAUGCAAAAUCCUUAUAACAUUUCAACGGAUACUUGCUCCGGUAACUUUGAAUAUGGAGUUGAAAUAAUUUUUGCUGAAUUAGAGAGUGAUCAAGAAUUGGUUAAUUUGCUCAACAAAUUAUACACAAAAUGGCAGAAAAAACAUAAACAUUUGAUACAAUUUAUACAACCAGCAGUGGGGAAAGAGAAAUUCUAUGUUAAUAUUGAAAUUAUAUCAGGAACAGACUUUGAUAAGGAUAAUAUUUAUAUUGAAUAUGAAAUCAAGAUUCCAGAAGACAUGAAAUGUGAAGGAAUUCUGAAUGGACGAACUCAUGUCAGUAAACUGUCACAACAUGGUGAUGAUAUGCUUUGGACAUAUGGACAUAUGAUUGAAUUAGACAUAGAUAUAGAUGUGGAAUUAGAAGUAUCACCUCUUCAAAUAUAUUUUGAAGCGAUAUCUACUGAUUGGUGGGGUAGACAUCGUACUGAGGGGUACUGCUACCUACCUAUAUCUUUAAUACCCGGCUAUUAUAAAGAAGUAUUGAGAUGCUCCAGACCAGAGGAGAUUAACAAGGUAGAAGCAAAUACCCGACGAUUCUUUGUAGGAGGAUGUCAUUUGAUAAACGAUUUGGAAGUUUUAUCCAAACCACAAUUACAGAAUGCAAAUUUCACAUACACACCAACAGGAAACUUACACCUUCGUUACGGUAUAAUCAAACAAGCGAACAGUCCCGAUACAGAACUAGCAGGUGUGCCACCGGGUGUGCCCACCAGCUCGGCACUGCUGCAAGGCGCUGAAGCUGUCCUCAAGGAGUACAGCCACGCGAGAGCCAGACUCGAUGCUGCCACUAAACAUAUUGACUGUGGUACUUAGUCAAGUGUUAUUGAAAAAUGACAUUAGUCCAUGUCUUUUGUUUGUAUGGAGAUAGAGAGAUAUGGCAGCAUACAAAACUAUGUCUUUGAAAUAAAACGAGUGUAUAUGUUCAAUACUCUUAUUUUAUUAUUUUUUGUAAGAUAUAAUGUUGAAAGUUAAACACUACUGAGGUAAUUAUUAUCAACGCACAUCACUGAAUA
Messenger RNA from Papilio machaon (common yellow swallowtail), 1146 nucleotides. RefSeq names its product Meckel syndrome type 1 protein (gene Mks1). The transcript is spliced from 5 exons. Lineage: Eukaryota; Metazoa; Arthropoda; Insecta; Lepidoptera; Papilionidae. Bases 11 to 946 code for a protein of 311 amino acids. Gene Ontology annotation, cellular component: MKS complex. Gene Ontology annotation, biological process: cilium assembly. The record is from RefSeq and is a predicted model, not a curated record.